AAUCGAUAGUUUCAUAACAUGUAGCAUUCCAUGGAAUCUCUACGAUCCAUCGACGUACAUAUUGUGGUAACAAUACAAACUGCACCGAGAUAUGGUAUCGGUGGUAUGUGACAAGACAUAUAUUUUGAUCGUAACGGUCAUACCUACAUAAAAUAUAUCAAAUAUUGUAUCAAAAUGGCGGAUAAGAAGAAAGGGGCAAAAAAGGAAGAGAAGGGCUCUGAGACGAGCGCGUUUAUGAAAGAUUUCCUCGCGGGUGGAAUAUCAGCCGCGGUGUCAAAGACUGCUGUGGCGCCGAUCGAGCGAGUCAAGCUAAUUCUGCAGGUUCAGCAUGUGUCCAAACAGAUUGCAGAAGAUAAACGAUACAAAGGUAUUGUGGAUGCGUUCAUCCGCAUACCAAAGGAGCAAGGUAUCGGCUCACUCUGGCGAGGGAAUCUGGCCAACGUAAUUCGCUAUUUUCCGACACAAGCCCUCAACUUUGCCUUCAAAGACGUGUAUAAAUCAAUAUUUUUGGAGGGGGUGAAUAAGAACACUCAAUUCUGGACGUACUUUGCCGGUAACUUGGCAUCGGGAGGAGCAGCCGGCGCCACUUCUUUGUGCUUUGUAUAUCCAUUGGAUUUUGCACGAACCAGGUUAGCCGCGGAUGUCGGGAAAGGCAAGGAGAAGCUGUACAGUGGUUUGAUGGACUGCUUGUUUAAGACAAUAAAGUCGGACGGGCCCAUCGGUCUAUACCGCGGGUUCAUAGUGUCCGUGCAGGGCAUCGUCAUCUACCGCGCGACCUAUUUCGGCUUUUACGAUACAGCCCGCGGCAUGCUACCGGAUCCUAAGAACACGUCCCUGUUUAUUACUUGGUUGAUUGCGCAGGUAGGUAGAAGUGAGGCAUAUGUGAGAAACUACAUCAAAUGCGGGCUACACGCGUUGGUGCUUGCCUAA
This is a messenger RNA of Manduca sexta (tobacco hornworm), 930 nucleotides long. Its product is annotated as ADP,ATP carrier protein-like. Gene Ontology annotation, molecular function: ATP:ADP antiporter activity. NCBI's taxonomy places the organism in Eukaryota, Metazoa, Arthropoda, Insecta, Lepidoptera, Sphingidae. Gene Ontology annotation, biological process: mitochondrial ADP transmembrane transport; mitochondrial ATP transmembrane transport. The record is from RefSeq and is a predicted model, not a curated record. The coding region runs from base 175 to 930 and encodes 251 amino acids. Gene Ontology annotation, cellular component: mitochondrial inner membrane. The transcript has 5 exons.